AUGGCCUAUAUGAUCUAUACAUAUAUAUCUUUGUAUAACUACUGUUGCAAGGAUGUCAGUGUAACAUGGAGGAGCUCCAAGAACGGACCUUCUUUUUUUGUACUUCACAACCAAGCUAAAAUCAAUCCGUUUGCUAAAAGCAGUUUAAAACCAACUCAGAUGUUGAAUUUCGCUCAAGUUGUCGAGACGCUGGUCACCAGUCCCACGUUGGGGGGUGUCCUUCGGGAAAAAAUUCGUGCGCGCCCUAGUGUCUCUGAAAUCUUUGCAAACUAUACACCAGAAGAAAGCUUAAUAAAUGCAGUUUAUGAUGAAAAUAUAAUUUGA
Messenger RNA from Pocillopora meandrina, 324 nucleotides. NCBI's taxonomy places the organism in Eukaryota, Metazoa, Cnidaria, Anthozoa, Scleractinia, Pocilloporidae. The record is from the annotation of a GenBank genome assembly.